Molecule: messenger RNA, 2912 nt
Organism: Stegodyphus dumicola
Lineage: Eukaryota; Metazoa; Arthropoda; Arachnida; Araneae; Eresidae
Product: zinc finger protein ZIC 1-like
Biological process (GO): regulation of transcription by RNA polymerase II
Cellular component (GO): nucleus
Molecular function (GO): RNA polymerase II cis-regulatory region sequence-specific DNA binding; DNA-binding transcription factor activity, RNA polymerase II-specific
Source: RefSeq, a predicted model, not a curated record
AGUCGAGCAUCGUCAUUAUGGAAGACGGCUUCAAGCCGAGUCCAGCAGCGUUGCGCAGUUUGGCGGAUCAGCAGCCGUACGGGAGCACUAUGACUGGGUUCCCCUUCCAGCAUCACCGCGCAGGAGGAACGACAGAUUCCCAGACGGACAUGCUUAACCCGUUCAUGGAGGGCGGCGGCCCCAUGGGUCACAUCAAACUGAGCCCCGGUCACCAAACUAAUGCUUUACAUCACCACCACCAACAGUUCACGCAUCAACAGAAUGGAUACGGACAUAUGUCGACGGCCGGUUACGGCAGCACGAGGGACUACCUGCUGCGGCGGGACCAUAUGCAAACGCUUUCGGAUACGUUCGGGGGUCCAACCGGGCCCCUUCACCCGGACCCAUCGCAUAUGUUUUUCCCAAGUCUUGAUCCCCAUCACCAUCACCACCAUACCCAGAUGAGGAUACCUUUAACGGGGGCAACUGAUGUUUACUCUAGGACUGACGGUUUCGCUCAUCCCCACCACCACCACCAAAUAACAAGAUCAGAUCCAUUUAGCAACCCUUACCAGCACCACCACCACCAUUCUCAUCAUAUAGGCCCCCCGGGGACUGCUUUCUUUCGCUACAUGAGGAACCCUACUAUCAAGCAUGACAUGACAUGCCUUUGGAUAGACAGUGACCAGAUGUCUCCCAAAAAAACGUGCGGCAAGAUUUUCACUUCCAUGCACGAAAUCGUGUCUCACAUCACAGUAGAACAUGUCGGUGGGCCUGAGUGCACGAAUCAUGCCUGCAGCUGGCAGGACUGUCCCCGCAACGGCCGACCAUUCAAAGCCAAAUACAAACUUGUCAACCAUAUCCGGGUACACACAGGAGAAAAACCCUUUCCCUGCCCUUACCAUGGGUGCGGAAAAGUGUUCGCGCGAAGUGAAAACUUGAAGAUUCAUAAGAGAACGCAUACAGGGGAAAAACCAUUCAAAUGUGAGUUCGAAGGCUGUGACAGGAGGUUUGCAAACAGUUCAGAUCGGAAAAAACACUCUCAUGUACACACGAGCGACAAGCCCUAUAACUGCAAAAUACGAGGCUGCGAUAAAAGUUACACGCAUCCUUCUUCUCUCAGGAAACAUAUGAAAGUCCACGGUGGAGGAGGCAAAAGUCCACCACCUGCAACACCAAAUGGUAGCACUUCUGGCUCCGGCUACGACAGCGACAGUGGCACGGCGGUUCCCAACCUCACCGAAUGGUACGUCUGCCAGCCGACGAUGCCCACACCACCUAGCAAUGAACAUUCUCCAGUUGGAGCGGUACCAACCACAGUUUUACCACCAACAACUCACCACACUUUGCAUACUCCUGUCUUCUGACAUACCCUGAACACCACUCAGUGGUGAAACUAUUCAUAUGUGAACGAGCUGUUUGCCCGCUGAAGUCUCAUUUGAGGCCAAAGUAAUAGUUCUUAAGUAAGUGGCAAUCCUGAGGACCUGGCACGUCUGAAAUAGGAUUGGAAUGGACUACUUGAAGAAAGACCAGUGCUUAAUUUCUUAAAUUAAAAUUGUCGGAAGCCGUCAAGAACAGAGAAGAGAAAUAUAUAAAUAUAGCAAAGAAUGGAUAAAACAGUAAUUAAUUAAAAGUUAAAGCUCUUGUGCAGCUGGCCCGUUCGCCAGGAUUAAAAUCCAUUUUGAACUACCAGUGUUAGGCGGUUUUGCCACUCUGGUCGUUGCUGAUUCAUCUGCAGUUGAGUGAACAUUGCUGUUAAAUGUGGUUCGUACGAUUCCUCAUUCCAGAAGCAGCGAAUCAAAGUGUGAAACUGAUAAACAUAAAGAGCAUUCAGCAUGGUUCUCUGAAUAUGGAAACUAAAAUGGACUUCAUGGGGAAAUCAAUUUCCUUGUGAUAUACAUAAGUUGCUUGGCAAUAACGAUUCCUAGAUCACUAAUGCUUGUAUAUUUAAUAUGACGUUUAAGAAAAUAUUUUCUAAACUGCAGAACUUGCGCUUCAGUUUGGAGUUAUUUAAAGACAUCGAUUUAUAGUGCAAAUUUUACAACUUGAUCUCUUUCCCAUGCUUUUCUUUUCUUGUUACUAUUUGUUCGAGUUGUUUUAUUUUUAUUAUGUUUUUCAAUAUCCCAAAACACUAUAUUGCCAAUUUUUUAUCUAGAAUUUGGCAUUUUAUAAGCGCAAUUAUUAAUAUUGUAAAAUUUUAACAGUCGGGCCACCAGAAAUCUGAACUCCAGUCAUUUGAAACCCUUAUUUUUUUGUAGAAUAUGUAUAUUCUGAGUUAAUUGUUUGCUAAUUUAGAUACAUAUGUACCACACAUGUAUUGGCCUGCAGUGUUCAUCACAUAUAUAGUUUAUGAGCAUUAAUGAAAAAAGUAAUUAUACAUUUUAUUUUAUUAAUUGCAAGCAAUAUAGCCAUUUUUCACGUGAGAGGAAAAAAGAGAGCCCUUUUUCAUGUGAAACGUAGUGUCAGAAAGGGCUUAUAGCAAUGCCAAGAAAACUGCUUAAAUACUGAAAAAAGAAAUAAAAAUGUAUGUAGCUUAAAAGUGUUUAACUUACACUGUUUUAGAUAAAUGUAGUAAACAAAAAAUAAAUAAAUAAAAUAAUAAUAAUAAUAAUAAUUUUAUGCCAAUAUUCUUAAGCAUAACAGAGUGACUAAAUUUGAAAGAUAAAUUGAGGAUCUUAUGCCUUGCUCAGUAAAAUCAAUCUUAGAAUUUGCUAAGCAAAAACAAGAGAUUACCAGUUACCGAAAAAAACUCUUCUGAUAUCGGGACCGGAUUCAGAAAUGUGUGUAUGGCGUUUGAAUGCGUAUAAUGUGGGUGUAUACAUAUAUAUAUAUAUAUAUGUUGUAUGAACUUAAAUCCAUUUAGUGCGAAUAACUCCAGUCCUUUAACUCCAGUCCCCGUUAAAACAUUAUUAACAUUUUGCUUUCAAAUUACU